This is a messenger RNA of Pseudogymnoascus verrucosus, 1866 nucleotides long. RefSeq lists its product as uncharacterized. The transcript has 6 exons. NCBI's taxonomy places the organism in Eukaryota, Fungi, Ascomycota, Leotiomycetes, Thelebolales, Thelebolaceae. The record is from RefSeq and is a predicted model, not a curated record. Gene Ontology annotation, cellular component: nuclear RNA-directed RNA polymerase complex. The coding region runs from base 1 to 1866 and encodes 621 amino acids. Gene Ontology annotation, biological process: siRNA processing. Gene Ontology annotation, molecular function: RNA-directed RNA polymerase activity.
AUGGAUGAAACCGGAAUCCUUGAGGAAGGCGAGAUCUUUUGUAUCGUCGAAGUUAACGGAACACCGAAAGUUAUCACUAGAAAGAAAUUGAUCAUCACCCGUUCUCCAGCACUUCACAAGGGCGACAUUCAGACAGUGACAGGCGUGACCGUGCCCGACAAUUCUCCAUUGAUGAACCUUUGCAAUUGCAUAUGUUUCAGCCAGAAGGGUAAACGAGACCUGCCCAGCAAAUUGAGUGGUGGAGAUCUUGAUAGAGAUCUCUACCAAAUCAUAUUCGACCCCAACGCGCGACCGGAAUGGGUAUUUCCCCCAGCAGACUAUCACUCACCCACUCCGAUCGAGUUAGAUCGGCCCGUUGAACGAAAGGAUAUGACGGACUUCUUUGUUCAGUUCAUGGCUACUGAUCAACUAGGCCGAAUUGCUGUACUACAUAAAGUUCUUGCGGAUCAAAAGGAACAUGGCGUUUUAGACCCUGAUUGCUUGUUGUUGGCUGAAAUGCACUCCACAGCGGUUGAUUUUUCGAAAAGUGGCAUCCCGGUUAGUGUCAAGAUGCCACGUUACAACAAGUAUCGUCCAGACUUCAUGGCGCCAGGUCCGCAUGUCCUUGUACAGAAUAACAAGCCACUAGAAUUCGAUGCUCCGCCUGAGCCUGAAUUGUUUCAAGACGAUGAUGAUGUCGCAGGAUAUAAAUACUAUAGGAGUGAAAAAAUCCUGGGGAAGCUAUACCGUGCCAUCGAUGAGCGUGAAGUCUUUGGAAGCGUGCAGAAAGAAGGGCUACUGGCAUAUUUGAACGAGGUGGAUAAAAAAACAAUCUCCGUCAGCACUGUACUUGAAGGCAUUUGGAAUUACGUUCAGUAUCGGUGUCAGGCAAUACCGUGGAAACACCACCUUGAUCGGGCUCGAGGGAUCCGCGAUGAAUACGAAGACUGCGUCACAAACAUCUCCUACGAGUACAGUUCGCAACCCUCGCGCGCCAUCAGCGAGCGUGAGGUCUUCGUCGGCAAUAUACUCGGCAAAUUCGGUGCUCAGAACAAACGACAACAUGAGCUCUCCAUCAGCAUGAAAGAGCGCUUCAAUGACGAUCUUACCUAUAUCGUAAACUGCAUUGUCAAAGAUGGUACUGCGAUGAGCGAGGAAAGCUUGGCAAAAAGUAUCGCUUGUUUGAAUGUGGCAUUGGAAGAGACAACGUAUUCGAAGACUGGCGUGGAGUUAGUCAGUUUUAGGCGCUGCUCACGCCGUAAUGAGAGACGAACAAUCUCGCGGUUUGAGGAGGCUGAUUUCGCAGCGACAGACAAGCAGGACAAGGGGCGGCUUGAGAUUGCGGAUUCUAAGACCGAGAAGAGCGACAAUACUGGUUGGUGGAACUUUAUGCAGUGGCGGCCACACUUUGGCAGUCGCAAUAUCAGACGUAUCGCUCAUGCAAGUAGGUUGCCUAACCGAAAGGACAAGCAGCUCCAACGUGCUGGAGAAAUCGUCAAUUCCAUGGUUAAGGGCGCUAUGGAUAGGCUAAGCAGCUUAAAUGACGACACCCCGUAUUGGCUGCGAACUGCUAACUUGACUGAGAAGGUUGAAAACCAACCUAUGGAGACCGCUGCACAAAUGGGGAUACGGCUGACAACGCAGGAUUACCGGAACGUGGCGAUUAACAUCGGCCGUGAAUACAUCAGAGCAGAGUUCAUGAGGGAAAUUCCCACAACAGAAGAGAUGCCGCACGAAGACAUGGACGUCGUGGUGAGUGCGGUGGAUCUUGCAGCUGCUCAUGGGAAGGAGAUUGCGGAGCGGUAUGGGGUCCGUGGGGAUAUCAUCCGAAACUUGAGUGAUGAGAGUAUUCGGAUCUUUGGAGCCAUUGGAACCCAGUGGCAUUAG